Molecule: messenger RNA, 2340 nt
Organism: Paramecium octaurelia
Lineage: Eukaryota; Ciliophora; Oligohymenophorea; Peniculida; Parameciidae
Source: the annotation of a GenBank genome assembly
AUGAAAAAAAAUUGUGAAGGGUAAAACCAAUAACUUAAUCCAGAGUUGUAUUCUGCUCCCUAGAAAUUAAAAGAGGAAGUGAUAAAUCCAAUUAUAAAAGACAAAAAAGAUAAGAGAGGGUUGAAGAUAAAAAUAAAUGAAAUGGCAAUGAGGAAUGAGGAUUACAGUGAAUUAAGCGUUUAGUUGGAAGAAAAAAGAAAGAAUAUCAAAAAUAAAUACAAUGAAUUCUAAAUAAGAAUGAAAGAAGUAUUGUAGAGGUUGCUCUAUUAUAAAAACAAAAAUUUUAUGAGAUUAAACCAGAACUACUAUGGGAAGAAUAAAAAAAUAAUUAAGAGCUUAGAAUAGUUGGUUAAAGACCUAGGGUUGAAUAUAAAAGAACUUGGACUGUUGGAAAAGGAUAUUGUAAUAUAUAAGAAGGAGGAUAUUGAGAAUAACUUCUCUAUUUAUUUGCCUUAGAAGCGAAAUGCUGAUCAUGAAAGAGAGAAAAAUAAUCAGAAGAUAUCCAGAGAGGAUGAUCAAACGGAGGACAAUCAAACGGAGGACAAUCAAUAAGUAGAUAAUUAAAAAAAGAAUAAUAAUAAAACUGAAGAAGAGUAGAAUUAAAUAUAGCAAAGACCUCCAUUACCUCCAAAUGUUAUCAAUCAAGUAAUAAUUGAGAGAGAAUGUGAAAAGGAAUUAACAAUUUCAAUUAUAUUCGAGAAACCAGAGGACUAUGGCUAUGAGAUAAUAAAAUAUGCCAUCUAUUAGUUGGAUAUGAAUGAUAUGUCAUUGUCAUUGUAACCAAGUAAAAGAGUACUGUUAGAAUUCGAUAACAAUAAAGAGAAUGUUUAGAGAAAGAGUCUAGUUUUUAAAAAUAAUCCAAAGGGUGAAGGAGAGUUAGCAUUCAAUGAGAUGAUCUAUCUUUCAGUAGAAGCACUGAAUUGCAAUGGAUGGUCUUCAGAUUUGGAGUUGUUACCAGUCAAAAUCUUUCUCAAAUCCUUUCAGGCAAGUUCUCUAUUUGUAAAUGGAGUAAUUAAUACAAAAUUAUUUAAUGAAGAUUAAUCCUUUAUUGAAAUAAUAGACAUUCCAAAAAAGAUUGAAAUAGAUUAAUAGUCCUAUUACAUGAUCGAAGACUUUAGUUUAGUAUUAAUUGAGGAAAACAGAAUCAAAAUGGUUAGCACUAAAUACGGGUAAGUCUAUUUCUAAUAUCUAGAACUGUGGGAAUGGUAAAUACCUCAUUUGAAGUGUCUUAAUUCGGAAAAAUACUCAAUUUUGAAGACACUUCAAUUACUUCAAGUGAGGUAGUGGAUCCAAAAAAAGAUUUUGAUAUCUCGACUCCAUAUUAAAUAUUUACAUUACGAGCUGUAAGUAAAAUAAGUUGUGGUUUGUAUCAUUCAUUAGCUGUGACUGUAGAUGGGAGUGUAUUGUCUUGGGGAUAUAAUAAUUAUGGAUAAUUAGGAAAUGGUAAUUUAUAUGUUAUAUGUAGUUCUUUAGGGACAAAUACAAGUACAAUGGAUAUAUAGGAAGUCAUGUUUUUUAGAAAUAAUAAUUUAUAUGUUGUUGAUAUCUCAGCAGGUGAAGGAAUUUCAAUUUGCAGAACUGAUUUAGGAGAUGUGUUUACCUGGGGAUAUAAAUAAAAUUUUGAGAGUAACGGAAUGAUCAAAGUAUUGAAUUCCUAUAAAGAAACAAUAAAUUUAUAAUGCUCUAGUCCAACUAAUUGUUAACUAAUUCCUCGCAAGAUUAAUUUAAAGGCUAAAGCCAUUUCAACUGGGUAUUCAUGUUUUGGAGCAGUCUCAUUGGAAGAUAAAAUCUAUAUGUGGGGUAGUAAUGACUAUGGUGUUUUUGGAUUUGAUCAAUGUCCAGAAUUAGAUGAUCAAUAUAUUUUUCAUCUUCUUGAACCUAUGAGAAUAAAUAUAGAAAAUUACCUUGUUAAGUAAGAAUUCAAAAUUAAUCUAGAGACUUCUAAAUAGGAGCGUAUCAUUGCAUAGCCAGAGUCUAAGGAAAAGACAAGAAUUAUGAAGAGUACAUUUCUUGGGGCAAUAAUGCUUAUUAGUAGUGUGGAUAAUCAUAACAAUUUCAAUUCUCAACAGUAAAAGGGGAUAAAUAUUGUAAGAAAAACAUUAUGGAGUAUUUAAUAUGAUUUACUUAGUCUCUUGCCUAAUUAGAAGUAUAAAUCCUAUAGUUGUGGUUACAAUAACUCAGUAUUUUUGUCAAAUGAAAAUAUGAUUAUUUAAUUUUAGAAUGGUGAGAUGACUUAGAAGAAAUGCAACGUUUUUGGACAUGUAAACAUGAAUGAUUAUAAAAUAUUAGUAAUUGUUUGCAGGAGAUCUAAUGACUAUACUAUUGGGGUCGGAGUGAGCG